AUGACUAUCAACAAGUCACAAGGACAAUCUGUGAAUUAUGUGGGGAUAGAUGCUCGAUCUGCUGUGUUCACCCAUGGGAUAAUAUGGGAUGAUCAACUUCCAAGUCCUGUUACCAAAAAUAUUGUAUAUCCUGAGGUACUUCUUGACUAA
Molecule: messenger RNA, 150 nt
Organism: Laccaria bicolor S238N-H82
Lineage: Eukaryota; Fungi; Basidiomycota; Agaricomycetes; Agaricales; Hydnangiaceae
Exons: 2
Coding region: 1-150 (49 amino acids)
Source: RefSeq, a predicted model, not a curated record